AUGCGCAGCCGACUCCACCAACAUAGCCGACGGCUCGUAACGUUGCUGCUCGCCAUAGUGGGCGCAGAACUCGUCUACGUGUGUGUCUCGUUCUACGUCGUCGAGGCCGGGGGCCAAUCGGGCCAGUCCGUCUCGUCCCGAAUAUCGACCCUGUUCGGAGCCAGCGCGCUCAGCGCGCUCAGCUCGCUCACAGUCUCUGCAGACCCAAAUCGCAUGCUCCCCGGCUUAGUGUCGGGGUCACGUGUGCGUCUGCAAGACCGGCUUUUGGCAUACGCGCUCCCCAGCGCCGACAACGGAAGGCUUCGCAAACCCGCCAUCGACGAUCUGGUCGAAUACUACGGUUCCUGGAAAUUCGACACUGCGGUCCGCUACGUCAUACCGUGCACUUUAUCUCAAACUUUCCUCGGCCGGCUCCAAAGACCCAUUCGCACUCUGCAAGACCUGUUUCCAGACUCUCAAUUCGUGGGCUCUCGCAAUCAAGACAUUUUGGACGAGCCCCAAGCAUCAGAUUCUUUACAAAUCGACAAUGCCGAAUUUCCGCUGCGAACUUACAAUUACGAUCCACGCGCCCCCACGGCGAUCUACUACGACGAAAUUCUCAAUUUCGUCAAAACAAAUGGAGGUGCCGGAUUUCCAGUUGACUCUGUCACCGGCAAACAGUAUCCUCUCUUUGAAAACUUGACUGUCCCUUUCAGCUGGUAUGAUUGGACGGACUCGCAAAUUCUCAACGGAUUCAUAGAUUUGCCUCAAACCGACAAGCCGCAUUGUAGCGACGUUGUGCGCCGAUACUUUCAGCCCGAAAAACUUCUCGAAUUUGAACGCAGGUUCGGCUACAAACUAUUCGAAGAAGACCGCUCUAAAGCUUUAGGUGCGUCAAGAUUUAGCAGCAUAUCCGCCUUCGCGGGAAAAAACGACGAAGUUCCACCAGAGAACAAUUGUAUUGAUGAUUUUAUCAAUACUUUGAUGCCAGGAUUUAGGUCGACUUCUCCACUCAACUUUUCGAGACCGGAAUUAUACGGGCUUCAGGCUCGCGCCACUCUUUUCGCGUCCAAGCCGUCCGCUUACUCCCUGACUUUUUUGAACAGAAAUGGCUCCUCUAUCCAAGUGGAAACCAGUAACAUCGAUGCCCUUGACUCAAAAAGCAGACCUCAAAAUGUUCUUUUCAAUGGUUUACUGGAAAAGUAUAUGGAGCGCAACAUACCUUCUUUCCCCGAAAUUCCUGCAUCAGAUCAUUCCUUUGACAACAUACAGAAAUUCAAACAACUUAAGCAAGAAAUCUUUCAUCACUUUUCCGAACGAAGCUCAAAUAAUGAUCCAUCGGCGACACAAAGUUCAAAGACUCCUACCAGUAGCUCAGCUUCGGAAUUACCGUAUUUCGUCGAGUUGACUGAGAAGGAUUUCGAAUUUGACGCCAAGGCAAAAAUUAAACAACUGGAGGCCCUGCCAAAGAGGACACGCCACCAACAGUCAUACUUGGAGUCCUUAGAAGGUUCUCUCAAUACCUUAACGAUGGACUUGAAUAAGUACUUCACGGAAGCUUCUCACGUUACUGACUACACUCACAUGGGUCAUCAUUUCGAUUCUAGGUUCUUCCGUGGCGCUGUGGAACAUUCAGACAUGCGAGCACGCCUGGACGCAAUAGCUCGUGCGUGGCUGAACUUUGUUCACUCCAAUGGACUUAGCGCUUGGCUUUCGCACGGAACUCUCUAUGGCUGGAUGUACAAUGGUAUGGCAUUUCCUUGGGAUGGUGAUCAUGAUAUGCAAAUGCCGAUUGUACAUUUAAAUAUCCUGGCAGAGAGGUUCAAUCAAAGUCUAAUCGUAGAAGAUCCAGAGGUUGGCAAUGGUCGUUUCUUUCUAGACGUGAGCAACUCCAUCACGAGCAGAGUGCACGGAAAUGGGAACAAUAAUAUAGAUGCCAGAUUCAUUGACGUCGACUCUGGUCUCUACGUGGACAUCACCGGGCUUUCCGUCUCGUCAGAUGGGUUCCAUCCUAGAUACAAGGGCCUCGCUGAAGAAGUGGCGAAAUCCAGUCAGAACCAAACUUUUUUUAGAGAUCCUAAUAUCGUCAAGGGGGUGACUGAUCUCUCGCCUGCGGACGUCCUUCAGGAAGAGGAAAAACGUGGAAACAUGACUUCCGGACGUCUCAAUCACAUCGAGCGUUACGCGCAAAUGGUCAAAAACGUUCAAAAUGGUCAUCAAAGUGAAUCACCCGAGCAGCGCUAUAACAUGAAUAAGGCUAUGAAGGUGUACAAUUGCAGGAACAAUCACUUCAGCCACCUUUCGGAGCUUUCGCCUCUAAGGCUUACAUUCUUCCAUGGUGCUAAAGCUUAUAUUCCUAAUCAAGCCAUAAAGGAAUUGAAACAUGAAUAUGGAGUUCCUGCAAACUACUCGUACUUGGAUUUUUCAGGCCGUGCUUUCGUGCCUGAAUUCCGCCAGUGGGUCGAUCGGUCGACGUUGUUGGCCAUAGCGGAAGCCCCAAGCUCUCCGAUUCGUGUUGAAGAAAAGGUGUUGAAGACAUUAGAUUUUCGCAGCAUUGUAGCGUUGUUUCAGAAUGCAGCGGUUGUGAAUGAUGACAACGUUGAGAAGUUCUUCAAUUACUUGCUAAACACUUUUCAAAUGACCACAUUCCGUCAAAAAGAAUUGGAAUUAAUGUACGACGAAGACCGCUCACUCGCAGAGAGGGCCUCCUCUCUGGAAAAUUUUGUUCGCAACCGUGUCUUUACAGGCGGUUACAAAGACCCCUUUCAGAAUCGGUUGGAAACCGUUGUAUGGUACAACCUACUGGAUAGAACACCUGUCUCGUAUCAGCGGCUUGACAAACAUUUGAAGAAACAGAACUUGCAGAACGCAGACCGCUUACUUGAGUUGAACGUUCUUAACAACCAAGGAAACUUCCCUUGGUCAACGGAAGCCGGUUAUCAAGAUCCUCCCAGUCUCUUAGAUUUUAAUCAUCGCGGAAGCAGGUUUUUUGCGAUGGGUGAAAAUAGUCACAACGAUAUUUUCAAAUCUGACCCCAAAGAUCUCUGGUCGUCUUCUUCUUCACUGUCGACCCCAACCAGCACUGCCACUAAUAAUGCCUGA
This is a messenger RNA of Lachancea meyersii CBS 8951, 3081 nucleotides long. Lineage: Eukaryota; Fungi; Ascomycota; Saccharomycetes; Saccharomycetales; Saccharomycetaceae. The record is from the annotation of a GenBank genome assembly.